UUAUUCUAUAACAUAUUUAACUUAAACCUAUUGUGUACUCAAAAAUUCUCAAACAACACAUAAAAUUUCGUGUUUCAAUAUUUGCAAUCAAAUCGGCAUAUCAAAGGGCACAUGCGCGGUUGCCAAGUUCACGAUAGUAAAGUCGAUAUUAGUCGGUAGAGUGUUUAUUUUGUUUUCAUGAAAGUUCCUAUGCUGUCACUGGGGAACAUUUAACUUUAUAUUGUUUUCAAUCUUAACAUGCCCAUUACACACUCAGCAGUAAAUAUAUGAAUAAGCAAUGGAAAGCUCACCGGAAAAAUCACCUUAUAGGCCUACGGUCGGCGCCGGUUCGCAGGAUAAUCCCGCAGGACUGCUGGGCCCCGAGUGGCAAAAAAGAGCGGAAGAAGAAUUAAACGAGACUCCGGAGAAUUACCGCGCGGAGCUCGAUGCGCUACGUGGUAUGGUUACCAAUGACACAAACUUAACCGUUCCAAAUAAAGAUGAGUUUUUAAUACGUUUUCUUAGAGCGAGAAAGUACGACAAUAAAAAGGCUUUUCACAUGCUUCAAAGAUAUUACUUGAUGAAACUGAAAUGUCCUGAAUUAUUUGGAUGUCCCAUACCCUCGGAGUGUGAAAAAGUUUUUGAAUUGCAAGCUCAAACAAUGCUUCCUCAGAGGGAUCAGCUAGGCAGAAGGAUAUAUAUCAUAAGAGUUGAUUAUUUCGAUGCAUCCCGCGUGACCAUAGAAGACAUCUUCCGGGCCAAUAUCCUGGCCUUGGAGGACAUAGUCCGGGAACCGGAAACACAAAUAUCCGGUAUCGCUGUGAUUUUGGACAUGUCCGGACUGAGCUUGCAACAUGCCAAAUUUUUUACGCCUUAUUACGCUAAACGAAUGGUCGAGCUGGUCCAAGAAACGUUUCCAUUGAGGUUCAAGGGUUUUCAUGUUGUUAACGAACCGUUUUACUUUGACGCUGUUAUGACGGUCCUCAAGCCGUUUUUAAAGGAAAAAAUAAGAAAAAGGAUAUUCUUACAUGGCACUGAUUUGAAUGCGUUACACGCCUUUUUUAAUCGUGAUAUUUUGCCUAAUGAGUAUGGUGGAAACGCUGGAAGCUUCGACAAUAGACCCUGGAAAAUGAAAUUGUUAUCUGCAGAAGUCUAUUUUAAUAAUUUAAAGAAUUAUGGGUACAAUACUAAAAUAGACAAAGAAAUUUAGAAAAUAUAGCUUUUAAUGUAGGUUUAUACGUAAACAUUUAUUACAAAAAAAAAUAAAAGGUAUAAUAUUUGUCAGGCAGGCCUGAUAAAAUAUACUAAUAUGAUUUCUUAUAAAAAAUAAUAUAUUAAUAAAUUUAGCUUUAAUAAUUUAAG
Brassicogethes aeneus is the source of this 1341-nucleotide messenger RNA. NCBI's taxonomy places the organism in Eukaryota, Metazoa, Arthropoda, Insecta, Coleoptera, Nitidulidae. The record is from the annotation of a GenBank genome assembly.